AGAGAAGACCCUUUCACGGAAACUCGUAAUCAAUUAUCGCGUUACAUGCUUAAUUAUUGUUGAAUAUUAUUCAUCCAUUAAAUAAAUCUUCUAUUCAUUAUUUAAGUAGUUGUUAAGUUUGUUAAUUCUAAAAUGAGUGUUUUCUAUACAAAAUUAAACUACUAACUCAAAUUGAAUGAUAAAUAUUUUAUCAUAAUUGUCGAACAUAUGUGUCAGGCAAAUUUCGGAUUUAGUUGGACUAAUUCCGAAUGACAAUAAAUCGGACUGUUUCGAACUAAUUCCAAAUUAGUCGGGAAACAGUCCGGAAUUUUUAGCAGGUAUAUCGCUAUGAUUAAAAACUAUUUUCAAGGCCCCAGAUGGUUCUGAUUCAUGUCCAACUAAUUAUAUACUUUGCUGUUCGGGAGUACCACAACCAACAAAUCCAGUAUGUGGAAGAAGAAAAGUAUUAAUAACUAGUAGAGUUCGUAAUGUAGCACCAUACGGAGCUUAUCCAUGGCAGGCCGCAAUGUUUGAACGCCUAACUGAUCAAUACAUCGGUGCAGGAGUUGUAAUUAGUUCAACAUUUAUACUAACAGCAGCACACAAAGUAUUUCGGUUAAAUAAUAACUUCAGAAUUAGACUUGGCCUAUGGACAUUAUCAGUUAACACUUACCCAUACUUUGAGGCUAAUCCCGUGUUCACAAUGCAACAUGGAUAUUUUAAUCGAUUUACUCUUCAAAAUGACAUUGCUAUUAUUCAACUUGAUAGACCAGUUCCAUUUACUAAUUAUGUUAAUAUUAAUACUGCAUGUCUUCCAACCAGUACUCCAGCUGCUGGCACAAGAUGUUGGACGGCUGGAUGGGGAGUAACUUCUUUUAACAGUGAUAACUAUCAAAAUCCACUAAGAGAAGUUGAAGUUCCUAUUAUGGAACUCUCAACAUGUGAAUAUAGACUGAGAGGUACAAGACUUGGAGUUCAUUACACCUUAGAUAGAAGUAGCUUCAUAUGUGCUGGAGGCGAACCUGGAAGAGAUGCUUGUACUGGAGAUGGUGGAGGAGCCCUUGUUUGUCAAAUAGCUGAAGGUCAAUUUCAAGUUGUGGGUUUAACAUCAUGGGGUGUUGGCUGUGGAAAAUUAAAUAUUCCAGGAAUAUAUACUAAUGUAUAUACAUAUCGUACUUGGAUAAGUAAUCAUGUUCCCGACACGGCUAAUUCUGGCUGAAUACAAUGAACCUAAAAUCUUUAUCAUCAAAUUAUUAAAUCUCUAUAUAAUUAUAAUUUGUUUAUAAUUAUGAAACUCGAUGUGAAAACCUAAAGAAAUUAAAUUUCAAAACCAUUUAAUUGAUAUUUCA
Messenger RNA from Leptopilina boulardi, 1328 nucleotides. Its product is annotated as phenoloxidase-activating factor 2-like. The coding region runs from base 506 to 1198 and encodes 230 amino acids. NCBI's taxonomy places the organism in Eukaryota, Metazoa, Arthropoda, Insecta, Hymenoptera, Figitidae. Gene Ontology annotation, molecular function: serine-type endopeptidase activity. The record is from RefSeq and is a predicted model, not a curated record. Gene Ontology annotation, biological process: proteolysis. The transcript is spliced from 4 exons.